Lasiodiplodia theobromae is the source of this 2151-nucleotide messenger RNA. Its product is annotated as Het-domain-containing protein. Bases 1 to 2151 code for a protein of 716 amino acids. Lineage: Eukaryota; Fungi; Ascomycota; Dothideomycetes; Botryosphaeriales; Botryosphaeriaceae. The record is from RefSeq and is a predicted model, not a curated record. The transcript is spliced from 2 exons.
AUGAGUCCAACAUCAAGGCAAUCCUGCAUACUCUGUUCCAGGAUCUUCACGCAUAACCAGGGCCGGUACUCGCCGUGGGCGCUGCUCUGCUCCAGCUUUAGCGGGGUCAGACACUCUGUAGCGCGUGUUAUUCUGGAGAGAUCGGCGCGGGCCGGGUGCAAACUAUGUCGGCUACUGUUUAUCACGGUAUUGGAAGCGGACCAGAAAAAGGCCCAAGUUGAGGAUGACGAGAAGCGCAGAGAGGAAGACGAGCAGGACAACGAGGAGAUCCAUUUCCAGUUCUCUUUUGAGAAGAGAUUGCAAAACGACACCAAGAUCAUCAAGCCUGUCCUGCAGGUGUCCCGGCUCGACACCGUCUUCUCUCGGACACUAGAGUUCGACGUAGGAACUCUCGAUGGCGAUCCUCUGGGCGAAGUACAAACCAUUAGUGUACCACAUGCACUUUCUAUUGAAGAUGCGAAACUGAACGUGGCGUUGCCUGUCCGGAAGCAAAAGUCGGACAGGGGCACACGGACUAUCUUUCAGAUGAUCCAAGGCUGGGUCAAGUCGUGCGAUGAGCGGCUCCCUGAGAAAGAUGCGGCUCAUUGCUGCGCUCUGAAUCCGACGGUGCCGACCCGGCUAAUCGACGUUUCCGGAGCGCCUCAAAAAUUGCGCCUGAUCAACACCGGAGGCAAGGCCCAUGCCGCGUAUGCUGCACUAAGUUAUUGCUGCGGCGACGCAGAGCCACUGCAGACGACGAAGAGCAACGUGGCGCAGCACAUGGACGACAUAGCCAUCACCAAGCUUCCCUGGAUGUUUCUGGACGCCGUCAAAACGGCGCGGUGGCUGGACCUGAAGUACAUCUGGAUAGAUGCGUUGUGUAUCAUCCAGGAUGACGAGGACGACCGCGAGCACGAGAUGGCGCGCAUGCACAACACGUUCCAGAACUCGUACGUCACCAUCGUGGCGGCGCGGGCGCGGAGUUGUCGAGAAGGUUUUCUGAAGGCAGACAACCUCUGGAACCCGCUGGCGACGCUGACGUUGCGCUGCGAGAGCGGCGAGAAAGGGAGCAUGCUCCUGACGCCGAAGAAGGACAACUUUCCCCGAAACGAAUACCACACGCUGCGAGAACCGCCGUACGAGCGCGCCUGGACGCUGCAGGAGGUUGUGCUCUCGCCGCGCGUCCUCAUCUACACGCACGACUCGGUCGUGUGGAAGUGUUUCUGCCACGACAAAGGGCUCGUCUACAACUCGCUCACAGGCGAGGCGUGGGGCCGCGACUGGAACGCCUACUGUGCCUCGGCAGGCCUGAUAACCAUGCGCCUAUGCCCAUCGGGCCGCAUCAUCCAGCCCGGCGUGACGGCCACCAUGCCUUCCUUCCUCCUCAUCGACCCCUCGUCACCCGGCGAAGGCGGCAAGCUCAGCCGGGCCCAGACGCGCGCCCACCAGCUCUACCGCAUCUGGGAAUUCCUGGUGCAGGACUACUCGAUCCGCCGCCUCACGUACCCGGACGACAAGCUGCCCGCGCUGGCCGGCCUGGCCGCCUACUUCCAGCGCGCGCUGAACGACGCCUACCUAGCCGGCCUGUGGAAGGGCCACUUCGUGCACGAGCUGUGCUGGACCGUCGACGCCAAGCGCGCCCAAGCGACGGGCGGUGUUAGCCUGCCGCCGACCUGGCGCGCGCCCUCGUGGUCGUGGAUGUCCAUUGAUGGCCCCAUCGCCUUCGAGGCCAACCGCCACACCACCUUCGAGUCGCACAUCUCGCACUUCCGCUGCGUCGUCGAGCCGCUCGUUCCCGGCGCCCCCUUUUCGCGCCUGCGUCCGGGCGCCUUCGUCGACCUCGCCGCCCUCAUGCUGCCCUACGACGCCACCGAGGACUGCCGCAUCUUCUUCGACUGCGGCGGCGGCAUGAGCGGCGCCAUGGGCGCCCCGCUGAGCCCGGCCGCACCCAAGCGUCCCGAGCUGUGGCUCCUCCUCGCCGCUACCUGCCAGACCUUCACCAGCCAGAAGCGCCACGGCAAUCUGCUGCCCAGCGGGAGUAUCUGGGGGCUCGUGUUGCAGGCGACCCCGGACGGAGGGGGUGAUACGUUUGAGAGGGUCGGCCAUUUCACUGGUGGAUGGCGCGCUGCCCAGCAGUUUCCGGGGAAUGAGAAGCAGAUUAGGAUUAUUUAG